This is a messenger RNA of Nymphalis io (European peacock), 1126 nucleotides long. RefSeq names its product DNA-directed RNA polymerases I and III subunit RPAC1 (gene Polr1C). The record is from RefSeq and is a predicted model, not a curated record. The transcript is spliced from 6 exons. Lineage: Eukaryota; Metazoa; Arthropoda; Insecta; Lepidoptera; Nymphalidae. Bases 126 to 1121 code for a protein of 331 amino acids. Gene Ontology annotation, biological process: DNA-templated transcription. Gene Ontology annotation, cellular component: RNA polymerase I complex; RNA polymerase III complex. Gene Ontology annotation, molecular function: protein dimerization activity; DNA binding.
UGAGUAACAUUUGUUCAAUCGUCAAUGUGCGUUUACUGUUUUGUUGCGAAUUGCAAUCAAUUUUAAAAUUAAAACCUUGUACUAUUAAUGAAAUAAAACCAUUACUAUUCAACAAAUCAUAAAACAUGCCUAAGCUAGAAGAAAAACCCAAAGUUUUUCUAGAAGAAUUUCGCGUAAAGAAUGCUCCUGACGAUUAUGGGAUGGCAGAUGAAAAAUGGAGUUUCAAGAAAUUCUCUAAAAAAUUUCGUAUUGUAAUUGUCCGCAUGGACAAUUCAGAAAUGGAGUUUGACUUAAUUGGUAUCCAACCUGCCUUUUCAAAUGCAUUUCGUAGACUUAUGCUUAGUGAAGUACCAAGUAUGGCAAUUGAAAAAGUCAUGAUUAAAAAUAACACAUCCAUUAUACAAGAUGAAGUCUUAGCCCAUAGAUUAGGCUUAAUUCCACUUAAAGCAGAUCCAAGACUUUUCGAAUAUCGACCAGAAGAUGCAACUGAAGGGACAGAAUUUGACACGCUAGAAUUUUCUUUAAAAAUCAAAUGUACUACAAAUAAGUCACAGCCUAAGGAUUCUUUUAGAACAGAAGAUUUAUAUGAAAAUCAUAGUGUAUAUUCUUCAGCAAUUAAAUGGCACCCUAUUGGAAACCAAGCAUCUGUUUAUAAAGAAGCUGAUAUUGGCCCUGUACAUAGUGACAUACUUAUAUCAAAAAUGAGACCAGGCCAUGAAUUAGAUCUUCACUUGGUUGCAGUAAAAGGCAUUGGCCAAGAUCAUGCUAAAUUUUCUCCUGUUGCUACAGCUUCAUAUCGCUUAUUGCCUGAAAUAACAUUAACACGUGAAGUGAAUGGUAGUGAAGCAAGUUUACUCCAAAGUUGUUUUUCACCAGGAGUGAUUGGACUUGAUACUGAUGGCAGAGCCUAUGUUAGAAAUGCCAGAUACGACAGCUGUAGCCGGAAUGUAUACCGAUAUGAUGCAAUAAAAGAUGCUGUCAUACUUAGCAGAAUAAGAGAUCAUUUUAUAUUUAAUGUGGAAUCCGUCGGAGCUAUGACACCAAAUGUUAUAUUUGUUGAAGCAGUCAAAAUCUUAAGAGAUAAAUGUAAAACUUUGUUGGACGAAUUAAACAGUUUUUAAGAACA